CGGAAGGGCGACGUGGGGUUGCUGGGAAGCGCCUGCCGGAUUCACGGGGCAUUUUCCGCGUCCGGGUCGGCCGGCGUCGUCGAAGGGGUUUGUUCGGGGGGUGGUCUCCACGCCGCUGGACGGAUCAAACACUGGUACAACUACAAAAUUUUGGACCACUGAUAUUCUUUCCCCUUUUAUGGUGAACGGGACAUCAGCAGCAGUUUCUUCAACAUCAGGAAUAUCUGAGCCCUUUCUGGUUAUCCUGUGCAGUACUAUGAAGCUGUCGCAUGAUUUCCAGAGCUGCAGUUUUGGCCGUUGAUUUAUUUGUAUUUCCUGUCUGGUCUGAGAUGGAAGAAGACGCAGUAAGUACAAUGACUGUCCCAAUUUGGCAGAACAAACCUUACGGCUCGUCACGCAGCUUUGUCAGAAAAAUUGGAACAAACCUGCCUUUAAAACCGUGUCCUAGAGCAAGCUUUCAGGCUCUACCAAAUGUUUCAGAUCUCUAUUUAAAUGACGCUCCCCCUGUCCCCACCCUGGCAGAUGUCGCAUGGAUCGCUUCAGAUGAUGAAGAAACGUAUACUAGAGUCAGGACAGACUCUCGUCCUCUAAAGCACAAGUGGAAGCCCAGCCCGUUCUUUGUCAUACAGCGCAAUGCCUCUGUCCCAAACUUGAGAAAGCAAGAAGAAAAGUUAUUGGCUUUGAAGAAACCAGGUUUACCUGCCUUGAGUCGGACCACAGAACUCCAGGACGAGCUGAGUCAUCUGCGGAGUCAGAUAGCAAAAAUUGUAUCUGCAGAUUCAGCUUCCUCUUCAUUAACGCCAGAUUUAUUAUCUCCAGGAAGUUCAAAUGUAUCUUCUCCCUUACCUUGUUUUGGAUCCUCAUUCCAAUCUACAACUUCCUUUGUCAUUAGUGAUAUAACGGAGGAGGAGGCAGAGUUAGAAAGUCCAGAGCUUCCAUCCGUUUCCUUGCUUUGUUCUGCAACCUCUGAAUGUUGUAAAGCAGACCCAAAGGAUUCCGACGAUGAAGAUUCUGUGUCCCUGUCCAAGGCCAGCAGUUUUGCAGACAUGAUGGGCAUUCUUAAAGACAUUCAUCGGAUGAAACAGAACAAAGACUUGAAUAGAACUUUACUGAAAGAGGAGGAUCCUGCAGUUCUCAUAGCGGAAGUUUUAAGAAGGAAAUUUGCCCUGAAGGAUGAAGAUGUAAACACAAAAAAGAACUGACGUCAUGUUCCCUUAUUACUCUAUAAGCAAAUUAUUAUACCCCUAAGAUUUUUUUUUCCACAGUGGCUGCCUUCCUCAAAACUCAUUAUUUAAAAGUUAGGCUACCUCUGAGAGGAGCUGUGGAUUUGCUGUUUUUCCACUCAACUUAGGAAGAUGCAAUUUUUUAUAGGGUGAACUGUUUUCCACAACUGUUUUUUGCAAUGUUGGUAAGGAUUCUUCUGUAGCAGAAUAUGCCAGAGACUUGAUGGAACAAUUUAAAUUAAAAAUGAUAUAUUCAUAAUUUUGCUGCAAAAAAAUGGCUAGCUACUGGUUUAUAUACUCUAAAUGGACACAAGUAUCAAGCCUGUGGUAAGUUAUCAAGAUAUAUAGUCCUUCCAACUUCUCCGUUAUUGGUGGAUUCUUCCUGUGUUUUUUUAGAAAGGUUAGUUUAUCGAAAAUGGUUUACAUUUCCCCACAGUUUAUUUUCCUUCGAGAAAUUCUGUGUGCCUGAGACAGACCUGAUCAAAACAUGUUACCCUGAAAGCAUGAAUAGCUUCAUUUGUACUCUGAGUUUCUCCCCGAUAGGAACUUGAAGGAACAUCAUUCUUCUCACAACAACCAUGCGAUAGUUUGACUGAGUGUGGUUUGAACCUGGGUCUCUCAGAUCCGAGUCUGACCACUGUACCAGGCAGGCAACAUUUACAGAUUGGUUUAUGUACCUCUUAACACAGCUGUGGCAGACUUUUCUUUUUUUUCCAGAAAGGGAUUUAUUUAAAACAGUAGUAAACACCCUAUUUUGCUUGUGAUGUCCUUUAAACAGUUCACAUCAGGAAAUAAAUGAUUUGAUUCUUCAGAAGAGGUUGUGGGUCAGUGGUCGAGGCCAUGUUUUUUACAAAGAGGGAGUUGCAGGUUAGUCUUUGACCUCCAGUUAGAGCAGUGGUUCUCAACCUUCCUUUUGCCAUGACCCUUUAAUACAGUUCCUCAUGUUGUGGUGACCCCGAACCCUAACAUUUAUCCAUUUUACAGAUGGAGAAUACUGAUGCAGAGAUUCUUAGGUGACCCCUGUGAAAGGGUCGUUCGACCCCCAAAGGGGUCCUGACCCACAGGUUGAGAAUCACUGAGUUAGAGGCUGUCAAGUGAAUGAUAUUGGAGAAGACUUUUUCCUGCCUGAAACAGUGAAGAAAUGCUGCCAACUAGAAUAGACUGCAAAAUGGUGGACUUGGUCCAAAGUAGCUUCAGGUGAACAUUGUUGAAAAUUUUGCUGCGAGAAAUCAUUGCAGUUCUCCUUCAUGUAACAUUCCUUUAUUUAAUAAUUAGUAACCACAAGGCACUAUGAUAUGUAUUUACAGUAUACCUUUUAUUUAAGUUUCAAACCUGAAUGUCACGUGCAUAACUAGGCCUGCAUCCCACUGAGCAAUUACAAGUCAGUGCUUAAUUACUCGAUUGCCUUCCGAAUCCUCUGUGAAUAGCAAGUCGUAACAUGACUCCAGUUGAAUCUCUGCUCCUGCAGGUAGUUGGGGCCCACUCUCUUUAGGAAAACAAGUCCUAAAGCAGUCUCUAUAGACUGGGCUGGUUCCUCGGUUGCUUUUGUCCCACAGAGGCUGUUUCAGCAAACAAAGUUUUUCUCGCUCGCCAGAAAAGUGGUGAGAAAUUACUCUGUGGCCCUCAGAGUCUUGACUGAACAAGGAGCUGGUGCAUCCUGAUUGGCUGUUCUCGGGCCCCUUAUCAGAAACAUGAAGAGCCAUGACUGUUUCUGAGGAAAUCCCUGCCAUGUUUUGGUUAAAGUCUCUCAGCUUCACAGCUGUGCCCCUCCUCUCCAGCUGAGGAUCUGUGUUCUCAGAGUCUGAGGAAUCACUCAGGCAGCUCUUGCUGAAGGAGGAAUGGCUUCUGUCUCUUCUCAGAGCUUUCAGGUUUUGGUUAGUUUGGGAACACAGGGUGCUGGAUGUUCUCCGUCCACCAUUUUUGUUUCUCAAAGGUGACCUGGAAACAGCACUAUGAGUGGAGGCUAAGUUGUUAUCUUCUGUGGUUAGUUUUUCUUCCUUAGCUCGAUCCAUACCUCUGCUGUUACUGUGAGAAGAGGCUUGAUAGGUAUCAUUUGGUACAAGUUUGAAUUCCAGAAGUGGCAGAAAUGAUGAGGCUACCAACCGGCUUUUCUUCCCUUCUACUGAUUCACAUCCUUGCAGGCUGUGGUUGCUUUUUGACGCAGCGCCUGGCAGCCCUGAGUUUGUGCUGGCUUUCUUUUCUCCUGAGGGGGGAAAAAAGAAUUUUAAUUGAGCCAGACGCAUCAAAUACACACAGCCUUUAGACCUGCCAAAUACUGGUAAAUAUCUUACCCUUAUCUGUGCAGGUGAGCAUUUUUAUUGGGUACAGUACACAACUUCUGAGAAUUUUUUAAAAUUCCUUGGCUCCAUUAUCAACCAAAAAGGAGACUGCAAACAAGAAAUCAGAAACAGACUGAGACUAGGAAGGCCAGCCGUGAUAUUAUGGGGUAGGCAGGGUGGGAUAUAAGUCCAAAAUAAAGUAAAAGAUUCUUAAGGGCAAUGGUGACCAAGUUCAGGGUAAUUCAUGCCAUAGUAUUCUCCAUUCGAAUGUAUGGGUGUGAAAGAUGGACAGUGAAGAGAGCUGGCAGGAAGAAAGUUGAUUCAUUUGAAAUGUGGUGUUGGAGGAAAGUUUUAUGGAUAUUGUGAAGUGCCAAAAAAAACAAAAACAAAUUAGUGAGCUGUGGAUCAACUCAUGCCUGAACUCUCCCUAGAAGUGAAAAUGACUAAACUGAAGCUAUCAUACUUUGGUCACGUUGUGAGAAGACAAGACUUUGGGUAAGGGAGGCUGCCUGUGGCCUUUCUGCAUGAGUUCAUGGCAUAGGCCUUGCUUUCUUCUUUCCAGACCAGAAGCUCGCCCAGAGCAGACUUGUUCUGCAAGAACUUCAGCUGCACGCCCAUGGAGGGCGUGUAGUUCUCUUGCAUGCCAUCAAAAAUUCCACAGGCUUCAGAAACACGAGGAAACAAAUAACUGCAGAUAAAUAGUGUUAGAACCACUGCCGCUUGGCCUACCUGUCAGCAAUUUCCUACUGUUAUUUUGUUUUAAAUUGUGGUAUGGUGAGACAUGAGAGCAGAUGGAAUGCAAUCACUGAUCAGUAGUGUAAACUGGGAACUCCCUGGCUUAAACCUCUCAGGUGUAAUAAAACUGACCUACCUUACAGGGUUGUUGUAAGGAUUAUGACAAAAUAGUGUUUUUGUUCAACAUCUUGAACACUGAAGAAAACAUUAUGUACAUGCUAAGUACUGCUGUUACUCUCCCAGUUGGCAUACCUGAGGGCUGUAGCUACCCAGGGUGACUCUUGAGCUAAGCCGCAAGUAGCCUAGGCUUCAGCAGCUCUACAUUUUUACAAUUGCAUGAGGAUGAGAAGUGGAAGGCUCAAAAGCCAAGCAGACAUAGUUUCCACUGCCCUCCUCAUUCACCUUUUCAAAGCUGCCUCAAGUUUGCUUGUUCAGUUUUUCAAUGUGAUGCAGCAUCAAUAAGCAGUAAGGAGCUGUGGCCAAUGUUCAAGUGUCCUUCAGGGCAGUAGGAAGACGACAGCCAUUUUGGAGGCCAUUGUGUGUGUGGGUCUGUUUUUGUGAAGUGUUUUCACAAUGAAAGGUGCAAUAGAAGUGUGAAGUAAUAAACCUUCUACAAAACCUU
Molecule: messenger RNA, 4859 nt
Organism: Sphaerodactylus townsendi
Lineage: Eukaryota; Metazoa; Chordata; Lepidosauria; Squamata; Sphaerodactylidae
Gene: MTFR1L
Product: mitochondrial fission regulator 1 like
Exons: 8
Coding region: 270-1202 (310 amino acids)
Biological process (GO): mitochondrial fission; aerobic respiration
Cellular component (GO): mitochondrion
Source: RefSeq, a predicted model, not a curated record